Messenger RNA from Penicillium paradoxum, 621 nucleotides. RefSeq lists its product as uncharacterized. The coding region runs from base 1 to 621 and encodes 206 amino acids. Lineage: Eukaryota; Fungi; Ascomycota; Eurotiomycetes; Eurotiales; Aspergillaceae. The transcript has a single exon. The record is from RefSeq and is a predicted model, not a curated record.
AUGCACCCCCAGUCCAAACCCCCCGCCGGCCCCAUGCCCCCCGACCAAGCCCCGGCACGAUCCCGCGAUUUGGCGAACUGGCCAACGCGCUGCAGUACUCACGCGCGCGCCGCUUCGCGUACCCGCUCCUCCUCGCCACCCCCGUCCCGCCCACAGCAGCCCACCAACUCCCCCACCCACCGCGCCAACUGGCGCCCUGGCCCCGACGGGCCACCACCGACGACCGCCCACCGUCCCGGACCGGGGAGUUCCCACCGUGCGCGGGCGGGGUUACGGGGGCACCGGCGCGCCGGGGGCUGUCUCGCCACAGGGGCCCAUCCUCCAGGGCCCCCGCUGCCAGCUCCCCGCGCCCUCGGUACCGUCCACGCAACGCCACGCACACCCACGAUGGGCCUCCAUGCCCGAGCCCAGGAAGUCGAGUCCAGGUCGCCUCUACACAGACUCACCGACCAUAUUUGGGUGGUCAAAGUCCAUGCAGCAGUUAACGGUGCCAGAAAUUGGGGAGGGGGAAAUCUUAACUAUGGGGGUGGUCCGUGCACGACAAAAAUCCCAUACAAAAUGGGUGGCCCAGUUGGGCUUCUGAGUGACUUUUUGGGGACUUGGUCGUUUGAAAAGUGCUAA